Chenopodium quinoa (quinoa) is the source of this 647-nucleotide messenger RNA. RefSeq names its product calcium/calmodulin-regulated receptor-like kinase 1. The transcript has 3 exons. The coding region runs from base 174 to 626 and encodes 150 amino acids. NCBI's taxonomy places the organism in Eukaryota, Viridiplantae, Streptophyta, Magnoliopsida, Caryophyllales, Amaranthaceae. Gene Ontology annotation, molecular function: ATP binding; protein kinase activity. Gene Ontology annotation, biological process: protein phosphorylation. The record is from RefSeq and is a predicted model, not a curated record.
ACAAAUACACAAAGGAAGUACGGAAUUAUGUUGAGUACAUUUGAUAAUUCAGUUCCAUGGAAAGUCGAAAAACCUUUAAACUGUUGCCAUGCUUCGGUGAUUGUAAGUUGUAAUUGCUCUGUGUAAAUGGAUCAUUUGGUAAAAAAAAAAAUAAAAAAAAAUAAGUUGUUUGGAUGAACUAUUUUAAUGUUAAUUUGUUUUAUAAAAUGAGCGUUACCCUUGGCCCUGAAUCUCCAAGACGAUAUAGAAAAAGUGUCAGUGGGAUGUCUUUGUGGCUUGACGACUUUAAGAGAAGUAAUGUUGUUUCUGUAUCUGGUAUACUUGAGUUUGCUUACAGGGAUUUGCAGAAGGCGACUCAGAAUUUCACAACAUUGGUUGGCCAGGGUGCAUAUGGUCCUGUGUACAAAGCUCAGAUGUCAACUGGUGAAAUAGUUGCUAUGAAGGUGAUGGCAACUGAUUCAAAGCAAGGGGAGCGAGAAUUUGAAACAGAGGUUAAGCUGUUAGGAAGGUUGCAUCACAGGAACCUCUUGAAUUUGCUUGGAUAUUGUACAGAGAAGGGAAAAAACAUGCUUAUAUAUGCGUAUAUGAGCAAUGGCAGCCUAGCUUCCCAUUUAUACAGUAAGUGAACAAAUUAUAUCUUCAGCAUU